Nasonia vitripennis (jewel wasp) is the source of this 2034-nucleotide messenger RNA. RefSeq lists its product as uncharacterized. Gene Ontology annotation, molecular function: DNA binding. The record is from RefSeq and is a predicted model, not a curated record. Bases 296 to 1828 code for a protein of 510 amino acids. The transcript has 2 exons. NCBI's taxonomy places the organism in Eukaryota, Metazoa, Arthropoda, Insecta, Hymenoptera, Pteromalidae. Gene Ontology annotation, cellular component: nucleus.
UGCGAAAAUGCUGUGAUAAGGUAACUCAGGUAACGCAGUAUUGAUCUAGCUUUCAAAUUAUCAGGCUUGUUAUAAGCGCCGCGCGCGAGAUCGCGAUUUCACACCUAUACGCCAUUCGGUGAUUGGGCCGACGUUGGGCUGUUUAUAUCGUCUUUGGUUCCGUGGGAGACAUAACCUAAAUCCACCUGCGUCUACCGAUCGCGACAGGUGUUCACCACAAGCGUAAACUCCGAAAACAAAAUAAUAUGAAGCGAAAAUUUUCAAAGUGACGAAGAUUUAUUUAUAAGUCGUGAAAAUGAGCACGAAAUCGAAGAGACCACGGCUACUCUACAGUAGAGAGGCUUUGGAAGAAGCGAUCGCCGAUAUUAAGGCUGGGAUGCCCGUAAAAACUGCCAGUGAAAAAUACCAAAUCCCAAGAACUACGCUGCACAAUAAGAUGACAGCCAGGUACGCUGACAAGAGACCUGGUCCGGAGACCGUACUGACUACUGCUGAGGAAAAUGCACUGGUGCAGUGGAUCGCUAACUCAAGUAAACAGGGCUUGAUGGUGGGUAAGCAGCAGUUGGUGAACAGUGUUGCAUUUUUGGUUAAGACUCUGAAUAGGGAGAACCCGUUCUCCAAUGGUAGGCCUGGUAGGCACUGGUAUCAAAGCUUUUUAAGGAGGCACAAGGAUAUUGUGAGUAGGAUUAAUGAAAAUAGUGGAUUUGUGAAAACUUGUGCUGAUGAAGCUGAUAUCCGGAAUUGGUUCCAUGAGCUAAGCUCAUAUCUGGAGCAGAAGAGACUGUUAGAUAUUCCUGCUUCGAGAAUAUUCGCUGCAGAGAUGUGUGUUUUGUUCAGUAUGAAUGCGGAUGAUGAAGACAGAGAGAAAAUUUAUGUACAAAUGGCAGGCAGUGCGGAUGGCUGCUUGGUGCCACCUAUGUUGUUAUUUGAUAACGAGAGGCUACCUAGUAAAAUCUACCAGAGUCUGCCUAGAGGAUGGACCUGCAGUAAAUCAGAUGAUGGAUGCAUGAAACCAGAAAACUUUUAUGAGUAUGUGACACAACAUUUUAAAAAAUGGCUUGUUAAGAGAAAAGUUGACUUUCCUGUAGUUUUGUUUGUGGAUGGAAAAGCCCCAUACUUGACUCUAUCUCUGAGCAAUUUUUGCUUAAGAAAUAAAAUACAAUUAAUAGGUUUACUUCCCAAUUUGUCACACAUACUUCAGCCACUGAAUAAAGAACUAUUUCCCUCUGUAAAAGAAGCUUGGAAAAAAACACUUGAAUUUCAUCUACAAAAGGAGGCUACAAAUUCAUUGAAGGAAUAUGUGGCUCCUCUACUAAAAUCAGUUCUCGAUGAUUUACAAAUUGAUCAGCUGUUAAUUAAUGGCUUUUUAACAACAGGAUUGCACCCACUGACAGAAGACGCUUUAAAUUAUGAUAAAGUUCCAAAAAAAAUUCUGCCAAAGUCAGAAAUCCCAGAAUUCGAUCCGUACAAUCUCAAUGAAAUAUUCCAGGUAGAAGAAGGAGAACAACACUUAGAAAAGUGUAUGAAUGUAUUAAACCAUUUAGAACAAUGGCUAAGUUCAAGUAAACUUGAAAUUUUUAACGAGGCUUUUGAUCAUGAAAAAUGGACUGGAAGAAUAGAAGACAAAAGUUUAUUCUAUUACUGGAGAAAGGUGAAAACUGAAGUUGCUUAUUUAAACUUUGAGCCUGCCAAGUCUGAUACAAGUUGUGAGACAGUUAUUGUAGAGGCUGAUGUUCAUUCUUCCACAAACGAAAGUAGAGCAGAUAUAGUAGAGAUUAUUAUAGAAGAUUCUGAGAAAGAGUAUUCCACAGAAAUAAUCGAGUCAUGAAUUUUUUCAAAUUUAAGUAGUUAAAUAAUAAUAAGAUUAAAAUUAGUUUGGUGCUGGUACUAUUACCUAAUAUCUGUUUCAAAAACAGAUUACAUUUAAACUUUUCAAGCGUUUAUAAAUAACGUUUACAUUGCAAUAUUGUUAUAAGUCACAUCAAAGAAGUUGUUAAAAAGUCCAUGACAAAUGACUUGAAAAAGAAAAUGCUU